Molecule: messenger RNA, 486 nt
Organism: Lactuca virosa
Lineage: Eukaryota; Viridiplantae; Streptophyta; Magnoliopsida; Asterales; Asteraceae
Source: the annotation of a GenBank genome assembly
AUGAUGAAGAUCCAACACAUCCAUCUUCGUCUAGUUCCAUAUCUUGAAACAUACCCAGGGGUUUUACAGAUGCUUGUUCAAACUCUGAAUAGCACUGUAUUAUCGUUUUUUCUUUCUUCAUCAUUUGCAAUAUGCAUGGAAUGGUUGUCUCUUGCUGCUUCAACUGCGGUGUUCAACAAAACAACCAAGGUGGUUACGUUCCAACUCACGAAUUCAAAAUCAAAGAAGCUCACUCAGAAAUAUUUUGCCCAAAUUCUGAGACUAACAACUUCAUGUACUUUCUAUAAAGUUACGAAUGAUCAAGUUAUUCAUAUGUUCAACGAAAUUGGACAUCAACCAACCCUCGUUGCAAUUAGCCAAUUUAAGAAGUCCAGUCUUCCAUAUGUUUGGAGUUUCUUGUUUGGGAUCAUUCUAAGGUGUUUGAUAGGAAGAAGCUCCGGGGUUAACAAGGCUAAGCUUGAAAUAUACUCUGUCAUGGCGAGAUGA